CGCCGAGGGGAUAUACGCGUCUAGCGAUCACCCCCUUCGGUCUACCGAGGACACCAACUCGGUGAGCUAUAUCUACAGCGACAAAACGGAUAGUUCUCGAAGGGACUCCCAGUCGAGCGGUGGAGGAAGCAGUGGUUCCGUGCUACCGAACGGCCACAUUUACGUGCCCGACUCCCACGUGUCAUCAUCCCAGAGCUACUCAUCGCAAAGCAGCACAUUGGAUGGAGCUACCACGUCGACUGGCCGAGGGAGUGGCAGUAGCGUGUCUUCCCACAUGCAUACGGACACCCACCGGCGAUCUGCGGGAAACCUCCGUGGGGGAUAAGAAUCUGCCGCCCUAUAUUUGGACGUGCCCGGUUGGCUGAACAGCCGGGUGAUGGCGGCAUGCGGUGCGACGUAUGUCCAAGGGGGGGGGAGCGGGGCCAAUAGAUCACGGCCAGCUCAGUCAAAGUCAGUUACCAUCGUACGAAUUCCCUUGAUGCAACGAAAUUCCUACUGCCAGAAACAAGGCGAACAUCUGGCAGCUUGUCUCUCUAGCUUUCUUUGUUUUGUUUUUGCUCUUCUUUUUCGUCCCCCCGAGCGACCGGAGGGGAGAGUCUUCAACCUUGGGGAGAGCCGGCUCUCUUUCUCUCCCUUUUUCUCUCUCUAUUCCCGACUCUUUAAUAUCUCGUCACCUCGUUUUCUUCUUACCUACCUACUACAUACCUACCUAGACUUCCUCCUCCGCUCAUCCACUCCCCCCAUCCGACCAUGCGUAUCAUUUCCAUCUUGCAUGCGUCGGGUGUUCCUUGCGGUGGAUGAACGCCUCGAUGAACGCCUCCUUUUACUCGACUGUCCCGGAAAACUAGCUCUAGCAAUGCGACCCGCCACAUCUCCAACCCUAAUUCGAACUCGCGCGAGUUAUCUCUGGCUUGACUCUGCCCUCAUGUUCCGGAAUUCCGGAUGUUGGUUAAUGCUCCUAGUGGGUAGAGAGCAGAUCAUGGAGGCAGCGCCCUUUUUCGAUGUAUGGCGCUUCGUGUUGCCGGCUGGUGGGUUGCGCGAGGACGUAUGCCCACGGGUGUGCAGCCACUUAAGCAUCUUCCUCGGCGCCCUUCCACAUAUGCAUGGCGGCUCGGCUACAUCCCCCGUCGAUCCAUUGCCGCCCUCCCUCGCCAAUCCGCAUCCGUGUGGCGAACCAAUGAUUGUAACCCCUCCGGUUUUAAUUUGCGCGGUCCUUCCCCCCCCCUGAGAAGCUUAUUUUGAUGAGAACGUCGGGAAGGCGGGAGGAGUUUCAUCAUCAUUUUGUACACGGUACUGGUUCUUGGUGUUUGUUUUCCGCGUAUGUGUGCAUGAGUGUGCGUUUUGUAUCUUCCACUGGUCUAUCGUGUCUGUCUUCCGUCUUUUUUUCUGAUUU
Annulohypoxylon truncatum is the source of this 1393-nucleotide messenger RNA. RefSeq lists its product as uncharacterized. The coding region runs from base 377 to 1228 and encodes 283 amino acids. Lineage: Eukaryota; Fungi; Ascomycota; Sordariomycetes; Xylariales; Hypoxylaceae. The transcript has a single exon. The record is from RefSeq and is a predicted model, not a curated record.